Molecule: messenger RNA, 2401 nt
Organism: Branchiostoma floridae (Florida lancelet)
Lineage: Eukaryota; Metazoa; Chordata; Leptocardii; Amphioxiformes; Branchiostomatidae
Product: myosin heavy chain, non-muscle-like
Exons: 12
Coding region: 186-1793 (535 amino acids)
Source: RefSeq, a predicted model, not a curated record
AAGCACAGUGACAUUUGAGAUGCUUAAUUAAACAACAAUAGAGAAAAUGUCUGGAACGACAACUAGAUGCUCUGUGUAGCGGAAGAAAUGAGAGGCCGCCAUUUUGAUGACCCCGCCGGUAAUUUGUGUUCGUUCAAUCGUCCCUAAGGGCCCCCUCAGGGCACGUAAGCAGCGACGUAACAAACAUGGCGGACGAAAACACAGCAGAGAGGGAGGCAGAGAAGGAGGCUGUUGUCGGUGGCAAUGUGAGCCUCAUGGUCUCCAUCUUCGAGCGGAAACAAGACGAGGAACGGCGAGCAAGCACAGAGAGCCCUCAACCUCAGAAAGUCUCAAGACGCGAGGAAGGAGACCUGCUUUCCUCCUUCAAUGCCUCCUUGAGAGAAGAGGAGGAGGAGAAACUGCGUCAGAUGGAGGAGCUGAGGGAGAAACUGAAAGAAGAGAGAGGCCUGAUCACUGAUGAUGCACGGAUCGUGCAAACCACGUCAGAAGUGCUGCUCACCAUGGAACAGCAGAAGGACAAGGAGAUGGAACUGAUCAGGGCGCAGUUGAAGGAAGAGCGUGUCAACAUCUCGGAGGAUGGGAAAAUAGUCGAGACGAGCAAGUCUGCACUUUUGUCCGAGGAAGAAGCAAAACGAGUCCAGUUGGAACUGGAAAAGGCCGAACUGGCCAGGCAAAGGCUACAGCUCUCUGGCAAUGCAAGUAUUGUAGAAAAGGCAAAGGGGGCGCUUUUUACCACCGAAGAGCACCAAGAGAACGAAGUAUGGCGUACCGACGGUAAAACGGUGUCAGCGACAAAGGAGUCCAUCAUGACAUAUCAACAAGAUUCCCAGACUGUUCUUACAAGUACGAGUGUUGAAACAGUAACAUGCACAAUGGUUGAGGACAUGACUACAUCAUCCACGGAGUUCGGGAAGUUACAAGGUGAUAGUAAAGUAGAGUUUAGGGAAUCAACGACCACAUACACAGCAGAUGAAGAGGAGGGGGGAAAGGCUCCUGACAUCACCCCACAGGCGGAAAUAACAACAUCAAUUUCUGAAGCAGACCUGCAGACGACAGAAGGAGAAAUCGACGGAAGGACUGAGAUUGGUGGUGGUGAGAUGAAGGCUGUGGAAAGUGAUACGCUCACUGCGGUUCCUGCAUCGGCUGAAAUUGAGAAGGCAAUAGGUGAUUCCCAGGUUCUGAUUGACGACAUCAUUGCACUGACGCGAGCCAAGAGGGAAGAAAGGAUGUCAAGAAGACAAACCACUUCAAGUCGUACGAUCGCAUCCUACGGAACAUCAGGUGACCAGGUUCAGGGGAUGACAACAACGGAAACAGUCGUGAUGGAAAACGGAGACACAGUGCAAGCUAACGACGCUGGGAUGGCGAGUUUUCGUGUUGCCACUAGCGAGGCGAGGGUAGAGACAACAGGAGAAGGUGCAAAAACUACGGUAACUACAGUCAAAACGGUUCGCACGAGUAACACCCAGUCUGGCGAAACACAGCCAGCAGCAGGCGACAGGAUGUCACGGGAAGAGUUGCAUCAACACAUCCCAGAGCCGUUGCCAGAGGUGCCCGGUAUUGACUUCAAACAGUUUGAUGACGUACGUGACAUGGCGGAUGACAUGCUGAGAGAGGAGGACAACCCACCGACUCCGGCACAGGAGGGGACGUCCUAUCGCAGAAGGAGAGCGGUCGGCCCACCCCUCGGAGGUCUCCACCUGUACCAUGCGGGGAAAGGUGGCCGAACAGGGAAAGGGGGCGGUACAGUAACGCGCGUCGUCAGGCGACAUGUGUUUAUGACCCGGACAUGAUUACAUCACCUGUGCUAACAGUUAUGGUCAAUCAAUAGGACUUCGUUGGUUCAAUAUUUAACUUGUGCACGAAUUGUGGAAGUAGAAAGUUCGCAACAUAUAUCCAUCAAUAUCACGAAUUCUGUUAUUCCAAUAUAAGAGUUCUGACACUGAUAUCUUGUUACAUGUUAAUUAAGAUGCAUUAAGCUCGUAAGCUCGAUGCUUGAAUCUGUUUUACAAUAGCUGAUGUUAAUUUUGUAGUAUAAAGAGGUGAUUUGUAACGAUUAAACUUGACAGCUUUGUCUACUAUUCUAAGUUGUUUCAUUUUGUUACAGACACUCGUAUCUAUGAACAAAGCUUCAUCUCACAUGUAUCUUACGCAUUGUGAUAUUAUCAAUAGGCAAUCAAAGAAAAUGUACCCUUAUACAUUGUGCUAACCUUAGUAUUGAAAUCAAAUAUUGUAGUAGAGACUAAAAACAGCUGUGCUGUCUUUCACAAACCGUACGCGUGUAUAGAACAUUGACGUAUGUAUUUCUGCAGAAAGUACACAUGGUUCAUUAUUUACGUACUAUCCAAGCUUUACUGAAUAAAUGGACGAUGGAUAAUCUUCCGCGCUUUGUAAUCAUGCA